AUGGCCCACUACUGGCGGCUUCUAGGGAUUUUACUAGCCUCUCUUCCUAUGGGAUCCGUCCACAUCAAUGCCGUCCCCUUGGACUAUUCCGGUGAAGAGAGGGACCAUGACUCAUUGGAUAGCCCAGUUGCCCAAACCUCUCUACUUCACGAUACAAUCAGUAUCAGUCUGAAGGAUCAGAAGUUGUACUUUUCGGUACGACAGAAAGAUUGGCAGAAGGUGGAAAAUAUGGAUUGGCAAAAGGUGGAGAAUUUCGACUGGCCUAGGGAGGAGUACAUUGAUCGACUAGAGGUGGAUAAGAUGGAUCUCAAGUACCACCCAAGCACCACAACAACGACAAGGGUGAGGGUGGUAACCGUAGUAGUUCCCCCACCGGAGGAUCACUCGGUUCUACCAACAACACAACCCGAAAUCACAAGCGAAGUACCUAGUGUUGAUGGUAUAAAAAUAGUUGAGAACACUUGGGUACCUACAAAAACACCGACAGUUGGCAGCACAAUUGUAGAUGACAAAUUAUUCGUACCGUGGGGCACAAAAAAGCAAACCUCCACUUCAACUUUGGUGACUCGAACUUCUAUCCUCUAUGUUAUAUGCUUCAUCAUGGCUGUUUCUGUUCUCUACGUCAUCGGCUAUGGCCUCUACACUGCCUUUACAAGGUGCAAAUCCUGGUUUACGUCUUGUUUUAGGGCGAAUCUUGAUGAACUUUCCCCCGUACGGCUGGAAGAGAGUGCCGGCGUUAGUUGGACCGAUGGGAGUAAUCUAAGUUCCCCCCAACCGGGUGUCCAAGAACUGGAGGAGCGGGGAGAGUCUUGGGCAGAAACUAGGGUCGAUACGAAUAGGUUAGGUAUUGUAGAGGCUUCCGGCACUGCGGCGAUGUUGGCAUCGGCUACGGGAACAAUUAGGAGACAUAAUAUAAGGAGUACUAGUCGAGGGGACGAGGUCCUCCAUGAGAAGGAAUAA
This is a messenger RNA of Morchella importuna, 960 nucleotides long. RefSeq lists its product as uncharacterized. Bases 1 to 960 code for a protein of 319 amino acids. NCBI's taxonomy places the organism in Eukaryota, Fungi, Ascomycota, Pezizomycetes, Pezizales, Morchellaceae. The transcript has a single exon. The record is from RefSeq and is a predicted model, not a curated record.